AUGAGCCAAUCCGACGCCUACACCCUUCCGGGCCAGCGCCGAUCUUCACUCGCAUCGACUGAUCGCAGAUCGCGGAAACCGUGGCAGAAGCGCGUCCCCUUGACCUCCUGGAAGAUGCGCCAGAGCGAUGACCGCCUGAGCCGUCACACGACGCGCGCCUCGGGACGCACCACUUCAACCCACAGGCAUGACAAGUGGUGGCAGAUCCGGUGGUUCAGGGGCAUGGUCCAUGACAUUCGCAGAAGAGCCCCCUACUAUGUUUCCGACUGGACAGACGCCUGGGACUACAGAGUCGUCCCUGCUACCAUCUACAUGUAUUUUGCAAAUAUUCUUCCCGCUCUGGCCUUUUCGCUGGACAUGUUUGCAAAGACGGAUUCCAGCUUUGGCGUGAAUGAGGUCUUGCUAGCUUCCGUUCUCGCUUCCGUUGUUUUCUCCGUCUUCUCGGCUCAGCCCUUGGUCAUCGUCGGCGUCACUGGUCCCAUCACUGUGUUCAAUUAUACGGUCUACGAUAUCAUAGCCCCUCAUGGCAUUAACUACUUCUCAUUCAUGUGCUGGAUUGGCCUAUGGUCGCUUGUUAUGCACUGGUUUCUUGCCAUCACGAACGCCUGCAACUGGUUGAAAUAUGUCACUCGCUUCUCCUGUGACAUCUUCGGCUUCUACGUCGCUUUCAUCUACUUACAGAAAGGAAUCCAAGUCCUGACUCGCCAAUGGGAAGCCGGUGACACAUCGGCGUACCUCUCCAUCAUGAUUGCUCUACUCGUCCUCAUGGUGGCGUACAUUGGAGGCGUCGUCGGCAACAGCACCCUCUUCCACAGAUAUGUACGCAAGUUCAUCGAGGACUACGCCACGCCCCUGACCGUCAUCUUCUUCACCGGCUUCGUACAUAUUGGCAAAAUGCAAGGCGUAGAACUCCUCAAGCUCCCCACAAGCAAAGCCUUCUACCCCACCACCGACAGAGGAUGGUUCAUCCACUUCUGGGACAUCAAAGUGGGCGAAGUUUUCCUAGCCAUCCCCUUCGCCAUCCUCCUAACCAUCCUCUUCUACUUCGACCACAACGUCUCCUCCCUCAUCGCCCAAGGCACCGAAUUCCCCCUCCGCAAACCCGCCGGCUUCCACUGGGACCUUUUUCUCCUCGGCCUGACCACCGGCAUCUCGGGGCUCCUCGGCAUCCCCUUCCCGAACGGCCUCAUCCCACAAGCCCCCUUCCACACCAACGCACUCUGCGUCACCCGCACCGUCUCCGACGACGACGAGGCCCACAACAAGGGCCACACGCGCCGCGUCGUCGACCACGUCGUCGAGCAGCGCGUCUCGAAUCUCGCCCAGGGCCUGCUGACGCUCGGCACCAUGACCGGGCCCUUGCUCGUCGUCCUGCACCUGAUCCCGCAGGCCGUCCUCGCGGGGCUGUUCUUCGUCAUGGGCGUCCAGGCGCUCGAGGGGAACGGCAUCACGGCGAAGUUGGCGUUUUUGGCGCGCGACCGCGCGUUCACGAGUAGCGCGGCGGAGCUGCCGCUUAAGCGCGUCAGGCCCGCCGCCGUGUGGGCGUUUGUCGGGCUCGAGUUGCUGGGGUUUGGCGCGACGUUUGCGAUUACGCAGACGAUCGCCGCCGUCGGGUUUCCGGUGUUUAUCCUCGCGUUGAUUCCGGUACGUACGUGGGUCCUGCCCCGCUACUUUGGGCCCCAGGAGCUGGCGGUGCUGGAUGCGCCGACGGCGAGCCCGUUUACGAUGGAGAGCGUGGGCGGGAUUCAUGGCGAGGAUUCGGAGAGUAGUAGUAGCGGCGGUAGUAGUAGUGCCGAGGAGGAGGGGAGAGCGGGGGGUGUGCCGGCCCUGGCGGUGGUGGAGGAUAGGGGCGAGGGGAGUGCGAGUCAGAUUGAGGAGAGUGAUGAGGCGGAGAGGGGCGAGGCGGCGGGGUAUUUGAAGGCGGGGGAUGCGCAGCACCAGCAUCACCAUCAGCAGGGGGGUGGGAGUGUGAGGAGGGCGAGCUUUAGGCAUGAUGAGGAUGGGAAGGAUGGGAUUGAGUUGGCGGAUGUGAAUAAGAGUCGAUGA
Molecule: messenger RNA, 2046 nt
Organism: Lasiodiplodia theobromae
Lineage: Eukaryota; Fungi; Ascomycota; Dothideomycetes; Botryosphaeriales; Botryosphaeriaceae
Product: Anion exchange family protein
Exons: 6
Coding region: 1-2046 (681 amino acids)
Biological process (GO): monoatomic anion transport; borate transport; transmembrane transport
Cellular component (GO): plasma membrane; fungal-type vacuole
Molecular function (GO): borate efflux transmembrane transporter activity; solute:inorganic anion antiporter activity
Source: RefSeq, a predicted model, not a curated record